UUAGUCUUUUGUUUUAUAUUGUAGGUUAGACUGAACACGCGAGUGAUUGUUUACUUCUGUUUUGUUGUUUUGUGCUUUAUUUUCUUUGAAUAAAGUAAUGUCUAUUGAGAAGAAUUCUGUAAUGCAGAAGAAGAGAAAUAAAAACAAGAAAAAGAUUAAUGCAAAUCAAGAUGGACCAAGUAAUGAGAGCCCUGAUAAAUCAAACGUUCAAAACGGAUCAGUUGCUGGAUUGUCUGGCCCAUUAAUAGGACAAAAGAGAAAAUUGGAAGGACAGAAAAUGGAAGUGUUGAACAGGAAAAAGAAAAAGAAACUUAGACAUGUUCCCGAAACCAUUAAUGAAGAGGAAGAUGAGGAAGAAAACAUAACAAGUGAAUCCUCAGAGAAUACCAACAUUCCAGAGCCAGUCAUGAAAAAGAAGAAGCAAAAGAAGAAAACACAGCUAACAGAAACUGCAGAGAAUGAAAAUAGUGGCAAAUUAAACGAGAGUAGCGAUAGUAAAGAGAAUAAUACAGAUGUCAAAGAAGCUCAAAGCAAUGACGUAUCCAUCCAAUUGCCUGGUUCCAAUAUCACAUUGGAUCUGCUGCUGAAGGACUCCUCGUUCUCUGCGCUGGAGGGUCGGGUUAGUGAGGAGACUCUAAAGGCUGUAGAGGAGAUGGGGUUCACCAAGAUGACAGAGAUACAGGCCAAGGCCAUCCCACCGCUACUAGAGGGUCGAGACGUUGUGGCUUCUGCAAAGACCGGCUCCGGCAAGACCCUUGCCUUCCUGAUUCCUGCUAUAGAACUUGUACACAAGCUACAGUUCAUGCCUAGAAAUGGAGUUGGAUGUAUCAUCAUCUCCCCCACCAGAGAACUGUCCAUGCAGACGUUUGGCGUGUUGAAGGAGCUGAUGACCCACCAUCACCUCACCUAUGGCCUUAUAAUGGGUGGUGCCAGCAGGUCCACCGAGGCACAGAAACUGGCUAAAGGUAUCAACAUCUUAGUGGCCACCCCAGGACGCCUGCUGGACCAUCUUCAGAACACUCCAGAUUUCCUGUACAAGAACCUGCAGUGCUUGGUGAUUGACGAGGCUGACAGGAUCCUGCAGAUCGGCUUUGAGGAAGACAUGAAACAGAUCAUCAACCUUCUACCCAAGAAGCGGCAGACUAUGCUGUUCAGUGCUACCACCACUUCCAAGACAGAGGCCCUGACAAGGCUAGCCCUCAAGAAGGAGCCUGUGUACGUGGGGGUGGACGACAAAACUGAGGCUGCCACGGUCGAUGGACUGGAGCAAGGCUAUGUUAUCUGCCCGUCGGAGAAAAGGUUUAUGCUGCUCUUCACCUUUUUGAAGAAGAACCGUAAGAAGAAGGUGAUGGUCUUCUUCAGCUCAUGUCUCUCAGUGCAGUUCCAUCAUGAACUGCUCAACUUCAUCGAUCUCCAUUGCAUGUGCAUUCACGGUAAACAAAAGCAGAUGAAGCGUACAACAACGUUCUUUGAAUUCUGCAAUGCAUCGGAAGGCAUCCUGCUUUGUACAGACGUUGCAGCUCGAGGGUUGGACAUCCCUGAUGUGGACUGGAUUGUGCAGUAUGAUCCUCCAGAUGAUCCUAAGGAAUACAUUCACCGAGUGGGGAGGACAGCCAGGGGGGCCAACGGCAAAGGCCACGCUCUCCUGAUACUGCGACCAGAAGAGCUGGGCUUCCUGCGCUACUUGAAGCAGGCUCGGAUCCCUCUCAAUGAGUUUGAGGUUGCUAGCAAUAAGAUUGCUGACAUCCAAUUACAAUUGGAGAAGCUGAUAUCUAAGAACUACUUCCUCAACAAGUCAGCCAAGGAGGCGUUCAAGUCGUAUGUGAGGGCUUAUGACUCUCACCACCUGAAGCUAAUCUUCGAUGUCUCUACACUGGAUCUCGCUCAGGUCGCCAAGUCCUUCGGGUUCACCGUCCCGCCUGCCGUCGACUUGCAAGUGACUAACAGCAAGAACUCGAGGCCUCGGAAGCGGACAGGAGGAGGAGGUUUCGGUUUCUACAAGAAUAUCAACCGAGAGAGCAAGCCCCAUCAGAACAUCAAGUACCUGCAGCCUAAGCGAUGAAGCCUUCAGCCUUGCAUUGUUUUAUAUACAUAAAAUAAUAUACGUUUACAAGUGUUAUAUUUUA
Homalodisca vitripennis (glassy-winged sharpshooter) is the source of this 2126-nucleotide messenger RNA. Its product is annotated as ATP-dependent RNA helicase HAS1-like. The transcript has 13 exons. The record is from RefSeq and is a predicted model, not a curated record. Gene Ontology annotation, cellular component: nucleolus. Gene Ontology annotation, molecular function: nucleic acid binding; RNA helicase activity; ATP binding. Gene Ontology annotation, biological process: maturation of LSU-rRNA from tricistronic rRNA transcript (SSU-rRNA, 5.8S rRNA, LSU-rRNA). Bases 98 to 2062 code for a protein of 654 amino acids. Lineage: Eukaryota; Metazoa; Arthropoda; Insecta; Hemiptera; Cicadellidae.